This is a messenger RNA of Anarrhichthys ocellatus (wolf-eel), 1791 nucleotides long. RefSeq names its product troponin C type 1a (slow) (gene tnnc1a). The transcript has 6 exons. Bases 646 to 1131 code for a protein of 161 amino acids. Gene Ontology annotation, molecular function: calcium ion binding. Gene Ontology annotation, cellular component: myosin II complex. NCBI's taxonomy places the organism in Eukaryota, Metazoa, Chordata, Actinopteri, Perciformes, Anarhichadidae. The record is from RefSeq and is a predicted model, not a curated record.
CUUAAAUGGAAUGGAACCAUCAUUAAUGUUAUUACUUACCCCUGUGCUAUUCACUGUGAGAUGAGUCAAAAUGUCUGCCAUGAAAAGUCUAUAUUUCACUCCACAGAUUUGCCCUCCUUCUCUCUCCUCCUUUCACGGUCAGCUGGCUGUAGUCUAUCCUGGCCUCCACCCUCUUACCUUCUCUGCUACCCCCGCGUCAGACACACACACACACACACACACACACACACACGCACACUCUCCAGAGCCCUCUGUGUCUCUCGUCCAGGUCUGGAGGAAUGUUGAGUGUCUCUAUAGCUCCCUCCCUGGAGAUUAGGCUUCACCAUGCCCCCCUCACUUCAUUCCAAUCCAAAGUAUGCCCCCUAAGAGCUGCUGCAUUUUUAUCUGAGCCGGGUGAUUGUGACAGAUUGGCCAAAUGACACACAAACACACACUCGUGGACACACGCCGAGGCACAAAACAGAGGGGAGGCUGGGGUCCGGGGUGGUGGGGCAGGAUGGGGAUGGGGGGGGGGAGGCCAGACAGUGCCAGGCUCCUGCUAUAAAACCCUCUCAGGAUGAGGCCAGUGUCCUGCCCUGAGCUGGACAGAAUCUCCUUCCUCUGUGCCAGGACGCCGUUGCAACAGGCAGCAGACGAGCCUCCAACAUGAACGACAUCUACAAGGCAGCGGUUGAGCAGCUGACAGACGAACAGAAAAAUGAGUUCAAGGCCGCCUUUGACAUCUUCGUACAAGAUGCGGAGGACGGCUGCAUCAGCACCAAGGAGCUGGGGAAGGUGAUGAGGAUGCUAGGCCAGAACCCCACACCGGAGGAGCUGCAGGAGAUGAUUGACGAGGUGGACGAAGACGGGAGUGGCACGGUAGACUUUGACGAGUUCCUGGUCAUGAUGGUGAGAUGCAUGAAGGACGACAGCAAAGGGAAGUCAGAGGAGGAACUGGCGGAGCUGUUUCGCAUGUUCGACAAGAACGCAGAUGGUUACAUUGACCUGGACGAGCUCAAAAUUAUGCUGGAAUCUACAGGAGAGGCAAUUACCGAGGACGACAUCGAGGAGCUGAUGAAAGACGGGGACAAGAACAACGACGGCAAAAUUGACUAUGAUGAGUUCUUGGAGUUCAUGAAAGGAGUGGAGUAAUCCUGAACAAGAGAAGAGCCAGAGUGUUAUUUUUGUAUUUUCUCUGUGACUCCACGGUCAUCUGUGGAAAACUGGAAGCUGAUUUGGAAAUGCCGCUGAUAGAAACAAUGGAACGACUUUGCAAGAUUCAGUCGAAUACUGUAGCUGAAUGUUUAUGUAUUUUUCUACCAUCUCUUGCAUCGUUGUAAAUACAGUUUGUAACUACUUUUUGGUGCCCGUGUAUACAGAAUUUGUGUAAAUGUAUCCAAAUUACUUAUGUUUUCUAUAGAGGCCACAUAGUGUACCCGAUUGGCUGCUCGAACUAUCAACUUUGUGUUUGUUUCCGACUAAAUCUUAUCUCUGAAGUGCCACAGGCAGUUUACAAAUGAGAGGCUGGUGUUGUUUAGCUGGACAGAACAUGUAUGUGUGCACAAAGCAGAACACAUUCAUGAGUUAACAUAGUAGUUUUACACCAGGCUCUGGUUGACUAAUCAUACUUUUAGAGCCAUGUACUGGAUCCAGUUUGUAUACUGUGCAUGUUCUGAUGUGAACAUUGUGUAUGUUUAAGAGACCCUCAGGACUCUUUAUCCCCCUCUCAGGCCCCCUGGAACGCCUGCAUAUUUCUACAUGAAAAGUCAGUUUGGAAUUUGCGCUCAUGUAAUAAACAAGAUGCAUUUGUCA